AUGUUGACACCACGUGAAGGCCGGAACUUGAAGGCGCGUUUAUGGGACAGUGUGAAGCACAAUUGGAGUCUCGGAUUCACCUCUUUCGGCGGUCCCCCUGUUCAUUUCAAGAUUUUCCAUACUCUCUACGUCGAAAAGCUGCAAUGGAUCGACGAGCAAAUCUAUCAAGAGCUCUUCAGCGUCUCCCAGGCGCUCUCCGGCCCGGCCAGCACCAAGAUGCACUACUGCAUCAACCUGCUGCACGACGGCCUCCUCCCGGCCGUGCUGUGCUUUUUCCUAUGGAGCCUCCCGGGCGCGCUCGGCAUGUUUGGCCUCGCGCUCGGCGUGGGCCGCAUCGGCGCGUCGCUGCCAGCGCCGGUCUACGCGCUCCUGUCCGGGCUCAACGCCGCGACGGUCGGCAUCAUCCUCCUCGCCGCCGUGCAGCUCUCGGAGAAGAUCAUCACGGACAAGAUGACGCGGCUCCUGGUCUUUGCCGGCGCCGCCGCCGGCCUGCUGUACAACGCGCUGUGGUACUUUCCGCUCCUCAUUCUGGCGGGCGGCAUCGUGGCCGUCGUGCACGAUUUUCGCUGGCUGCACAAGUCGUUUGCGGCCGCCGUCCGCGUCAUCAAGCGAACCGGGCGGCGCGCCCCGGGGGACCAGAGCGAGAGCAGGCACGUCGAGAUGGACGGCUUCGGCGGCGGCGGCGCCCGCCCGAGUGACGUUGCGGCGAACCACGACGUGGUCAGCGACGAGAUGGCCGGCGCGCGAGCGCUGCCUCUGCAGACGCAAGAGGGCAGCGAUGAAGACGCCCGCGUUGUCCCUGCCAGCCACCAGCUCACCAUGUCGUGGAAGGUCGGCCUGGGCAUCAUCGGCCUCUUCCUCGUGUCCUUUGUCGUGGUCAUGGUGCUCCGGGGCACGGCCAACGCGGCGCGCGCCUCGCUCGCCUUCCGCUUCUUCGCCAACAUGUACCUCGCCGGCACCAUCAUCUUUGGCGGCGGGCCCGUCGUCAUCCCGCUGCUGCGCGAGUACGUCGUCGCCGAGGGCUGGGUGCUGCCGCGCGACUUCCUCAUCGGCCUGGCCAUCCAGCAGAGCUUUCCCGGCCCCAACUUCAACUUUGCCGUGUACCUCGGCGCCCUGGUCGCGCGGAACAAUGGCUUCUCCCCGGUGCUCGGCGCCGUGCUCGGGUUCGUCGGCAUCUUUGCGCCGGGGCUCGUCAUGGUGCACGGGACAAUGGGUGUUUGGGGCGCCGUGCGUGGCUCGCCGGGCGUCAAGUCCUUCCUGAAGGGACUCAAUGCGGUUGCCGUGGGCAUGAUCUACACGGCCGUCUACAGGAUCUGGCAGAUUGGCUACAUCGCCGAGGGGUUUCAGCAAGGGACAAGCAUGGCGGUCGAGCCGUGGUGGGUGGUGGUGACGGCGACGUCGUACGUUGGGGGCUACUGGUUUGGUCUGAACCCGCCUACGACGAUCCUACUCGGCUGCGUAAUGGGACUGAUUUGGUACGGAAUUGUCUCCAAAUAG
Cordyceps militaris CM01 is the source of this 1497-nucleotide messenger RNA. Its product is annotated as chromate ion transporter. The coding region runs from base 1 to 1497 and encodes 498 amino acids. Gene Ontology annotation, biological process: chromate transport. The transcript has 3 exons. Gene Ontology annotation, molecular function: chromate transmembrane transporter activity. NCBI's taxonomy places the organism in Eukaryota, Fungi, Ascomycota, Sordariomycetes, Hypocreales, Cordycipitaceae. The record is from RefSeq and is a predicted model, not a curated record.